AUGCAGAAUCAUGUCGGGACAAGUGGAGAGCAACGUGGCGCAGCUGGUUUAAUCGAAAGCAGCUCGAUCGACGAAAAUACAAGAACGCUGAAAGAUUUAGUGCAGCUUCUUGCUAUUAAGAUUGGAGCGGAGGAGCGAAACAACGGUUGCUUGAUUACGGCAGAAAGCUUUGCGAAGAUCAUUCCAGAGUUUGACGGAGAGUCCAUGCCGGUUAAAAAUUGGUUUGAAAAUUUUGAGAUGAAUGCGGCAGCCUACGAUCUGAACAUUAAGCAGAUGUAUGUUCAGGCUCGCGCCAAAAUGACGAACACAGCGAAGUUGUUUUUGGACUCUACGUAUGUACACCAAUACUCAGAGAUGCGUAUGCUGAUGGAGACAGAGUUCAGUCGACAAUAUGUGUGCAGCGCGGAUGUACACGAGCAGCUCCGCGACCGCAAGAAACGCAAGCAGGAAUCUUUUCACGAAUACCUACUACAGAUGAAAAAGAUCGCUUCACUUGGCAACAUUGAUGCACGUUCAGUUAUCCGCUAUGUUGUUGACGGCUUGAACAUGAGAAGUGAUUUCAGAUACUCUCUCUACAGUUGCAAGUCUUACAAAGAACUACAGGAGCAGUAUGAGGUGUUCGACCGUGUGAUCGAGAAGCCAUUUAAUCCUAACGAGGGAAAGUGGACGUCCAGCCAGAAAAAGCAGCACGAGGGACAGCACGACAGGAAGCGUCACUGCUUUAACUGCGGAUCAUUAGAUCAUCAUCGUAAGGACUGCAAGUCUGCUGUAAAAUGCUUCAGUUGCAACAAAGAGGGUCACAUGUCAAGAGAUUGCCCUGGGUCAGCUGCUGGUGUCCAAGUCGUACGCAGCUCAAGUCGCAUGAAAAAUGUCACUAUCAACAAUGUGGCAGUGGAGUGUCUGGUAGAUACGGGAGCCGAUGUAUCUAUACUGCGCAAGUAUAUCUUUAACAAGAUACCAAAUGUUACCCUGGAGAGGUGUGCGUCGAAGCUUUGUGGGCUGGGAAGGAAGAUUACGUGCACAGUUGGCUACUUUUUGGCGGAGGUUGCGGUGGACAAGGAGAUAACUAGACACAAGUUCGUCGUAGUGGAGGAUGAAGACAUCGAGUAUGAUGCGCUGCUCGGUUUUGAUUUUGUAUCGAAGUUUGACUUUUCGCUGUCGGCCGACGGAUACAAGUUUUCUUCCCCGCUGGGGGAGAAAGCUUGUGAGGAACCAAAUCAGAUGAGUAUUUACAACAUAAUAAAUUCAGAUGAUGAAAUAGAUGUUCCUCCGCAGUUCGCUAAAGAGGUGUCGCUGCUGAUCAAUAACUACAAGGCGGUGGAUUCGGUAGCCGAAGUCCCAGUGAGGCUAAGAAUCGUCCGGGAUGGUGAAAUCAUCCCAUUUCGUCAAUCCCCAAGUAGAUUUGCGAUUGCCGAAAAGCAGAUCAACGAAUGGUUAGAUGCUGGAAUCAUUCGCCCAUCUACAUCUAACUUUGCUAGCCGUCUUGUACUGGUGAACAAAAAAGAUGGCACACGGCGUAUUUGCGUCGAUUUUCGAAAGCUGAACUCGAUGGUUUUGAGAGACUUUUUUCCCGUUCCUAUAAUCGACGAAGUUCUGCAAAAGCUGCAAAAAGCACGCUUUUUUACUGUAAUGGACUUGGAGAAUGGUUUCUUCCACGUGGCCAUUGAGGAGGAUAGCAAAAAAUUCACAGCCUUCAUCACCAAAUCCGGAUUGUACGAAUUCAAUAGAACCCCGUUUGGAUUUCAGCUGUUUUUAUUCGUUACGUUAAUCACGUGUUCCAAGAGCUGA
Molecule: messenger RNA, 1788 nt
Organism: Drosophila yakuba
Lineage: Eukaryota; Metazoa; Arthropoda; Insecta; Diptera; Drosophilidae
Exons: 1
Coding region: 1-1788 (595 amino acids)
Biological process (GO): proteolysis
Molecular function (GO): zinc ion binding; nucleic acid binding; aspartic-type endopeptidase activity
Source: RefSeq, a predicted model, not a curated record